Messenger RNA from Abrus precatorius (Indian licorice), 1707 nucleotides. Its product is annotated as glucose-6-phosphate/phosphate translocator 2, chloroplastic-like. Gene Ontology annotation, molecular function: triose-phosphate transmembrane transporter activity; phosphoglycerate transmembrane transporter activity; antiporter activity. Gene Ontology annotation, biological process: transmembrane transport. Gene Ontology annotation, cellular component: Golgi apparatus; membrane. NCBI's taxonomy places the organism in Eukaryota, Viridiplantae, Streptophyta, Magnoliopsida, Fabales, Fabaceae. The transcript is spliced from 5 exons. The coding region runs from base 206 to 1384 and encodes 392 amino acids. The record is from RefSeq and is a predicted model, not a curated record.
UCUUCCUUGCAACAAUCGUUAAGCUCUUCCCCAUUGUGAAUCCUUCAUACUCAACGGUUCAAACCAACCCGUUAACUACUUAGUACACAACAUAAAACACACAAAUUUCGUCAAUUUUGUUGUUCAUUCACUGUCCCUUUAUCUGUUUUCACCUUCAAAUUAAGCUCAUUUUUUUUUACACAUUAGAACAAGCCAAGCAAGCACAAUGAUCUCUUCGGUCAAGUACACAGCAUCGUCUCUCACUUGUUCUGCUUUCUCAAGCAGAAAGCUUCCUGCUCCAAGGUCUCAACUUUUCACAUCACCCACAAUUCAAAAUGCUGAACAAAACAUGGGUCCCUCUCUGCUGUGUAAUUCCCAGAAACCUCUCUACCUUAAAUCCACUGAGAACUUGGCAUUGAUGAGAAGAAGGAACGUGACUGAGUUCCAGGCCUAUGAAGCAGACAGGUCAAGGCCACUAGAGAUUAACAUUGAGUUGCCAGGUGAAGAGGCUGCUCAGAGGCUCAAGAUUGGGUUAUAUUUUGCUACUUGGUGGGCUUUGAAUGUGGUCUUCAACAUUUACAACAAGAAGGUUUUGAAUGCUUUUCCCUACCCAUGGCUCACUUCUACUUUGUCCCUCGCUGCUGGCUCUCUCAUGAUGUUAAUCUCGUGGGCCACAAGGGUUGCUGAUGUCCCAAAAGUUAACUUGGACUUCUGGAAGGCCCUCUUUCCUGUUGCGGUGGCACACACAAUUGGGCAUGUUGCUGCCACUGUGAGCAUGUCCAAAGUUGCUGUUUCAUUCACUCACAUCAUCAAGAGUGGAGAGCCCGCUUUCAGUGUCCUGGUAUCAAGGUUCUUGCUCGGAGAAGCAUUCCCUAUGCAGGUUUACUUCUCAUUGUUACCAAUUAUUGGUGGUUGUGCACUAGCUGCUGUGACGGAGCUCAAUUUCAAUAUGAUUGGCUUUAUGGGGGCUAUGAUAUCAAACUUGGCAUUUGUAUUCCGGAAUAUAUUCUCAAAGAAAGGGAUGAAAGGAAUGUCUGUUAGUGGAAUGAACUACUAUGCUUGUCUUUCCAUGUUGUCUCUAUUAAUUCUCACACCUUUUGCCAUUGCUGUGGAGGGUCCCAAGGUAUGGGCUGCAGGCUGGCAAACAGCUGUGUCUCAGAUUGGUCCCAAUUUUGUAUGGUGGGUAGCUGCCCAGAGUGUCUUCUACCACUUGUAUAAUCAAGUCUCUUACAUGUCUCUUGAUCAGAUUUCUCCCUUAACAUUUAGUAUUGGCAACACAAUGAAGAGAAUUUCUGUAAUUGUCUCUUCCAUCCUUAUCUUUCACACUCCAGUUCAGCCCAUCAAUGCUCUCGGUGCUGCCAUUGCAAUUCUUGGCACCUUCCUAUAUUCACAGGCUAAACAGUAAGGUGGUAAUUUUGAAGCCGUUAUAUAUGUAACACAAGGGAACGAUGAUUAUGCUGGAGUUCAAAGAGUGUCACUGAUGAGGACAAUGAGGUCAAUUUGCUAGAUAUUUUGUUGUCAAAAGGAAUUUCAAACUGCUUUCUUUGGGGCCAUAGCAACGGCAUUUGUACUCACGUUUUGAUCUGUGUAAAUAGGCUUUUGAAGAAUGGACUGCACUAAAUAAGAACCAUAUGUCUGCUGUAUUUAUAUCUUGAGGCUUAAAGUUUUUGAAAAUUUUCUUGAAAAAUAUUAUUGUAUAAAUCUUGCAUAGCAACUGACACUGCUUUC